AUGGCGGCGAACAGAGCAGGAAAGUCUGCUGUUGUACUAUCAUCUGUUCCUCUCCAGCUCCUGCUCUACCUGACAGCUCUUUACUACGUCUUGUACUUCCUCUCCACACUCUGCAUGAUCAUCUACAAGAGUCGUGUGAUGAGCUACCCUGAUGACCUCCUAACCCAGGACGUAGGUCUGCUUUUCUUUAUGGCUUGUCUGGAGCUGCUCCGACUCUACUGUGGUGUGAGGGGUAACCUGCAGGAGACGGAGGGUUAUAUGUGGGCCAACCUGGCCAUGACGGUGGCUACGGCCCUGCUGUCCGUCUACUUCCUGGUAUGGCAGCUGUACGUGAUGCACGCCGACGUCAUCAUCAACGCCGUACUGCUCAGUGUUUACGGACUGGGAGGGGUCCUAGGUCUGGCCACGCUGGCUAGAUUCACCAGUGUCUAUUCCUGACCCCAUCAAUUAUAGCUGCACUGUCAGCACCUCCAGAAUCUCCUACACUCCGUCUCUACCGAACCUUAAUGGAAGGUAAACCCUCUGCUGCACCGUUGGAGAUGAGUAUCAAUGCAGGUGUUUGGGGCGUUCAGAAUGCUAAUCCUGUCUCGGAGCUCUACGGACAAUUCCUUUGACCUCAUGGCUUGGUUUUUGCUCUGACAUACACCGUCAA
Salvelinus namaycush (lake trout) is the source of this 652-nucleotide messenger RNA. RefSeq names its product transmembrane protein 80-like. Gene Ontology annotation, biological process: non-motile cilium assembly. The transcript is spliced from 6 exons. The record is from RefSeq and is a predicted model, not a curated record. NCBI's taxonomy places the organism in Eukaryota, Metazoa, Chordata, Actinopteri, Salmoniformes, Salmonidae. Gene Ontology annotation, cellular component: ciliary transition zone. The coding region runs from base 1 to 438 and encodes 145 amino acids.